Messenger RNA from Exophiala spinifera, 636 nucleotides. RefSeq lists its product as uncharacterized. Bases 1 to 636 code for a protein of 211 amino acids. The transcript has a single exon. NCBI's taxonomy places the organism in Eukaryota, Fungi, Ascomycota, Eurotiomycetes, Chaetothyriales, Herpotrichiellaceae. The record is from RefSeq and is a predicted model, not a curated record.
AUGAGUCACUAUGUAUCAAAGUUUAUCGACAGCAUAUCGGACGGAAGCGCGAGCACCCCUUUCAACACCGUGAAUGGUGGCUAUAGCCGUGGUCAUGGUCAAGUCCAAGGUCAAACCCAAGUGUUGCUUCUUCGACAAUCACCGUUCGAUCCGAACUUGAUACUGAUCCACCCGUCCGGGUAUCCCGUUGAAGCACCGCCGCUCUACACAGCCAUCAGCUCACAAGAGCGGGUGUCCGUGUAUCGAGGCGCCAUCAACCCCGCCAACUUGAUGGGUGUUGGUUCGCGCAAAUCGAUAUCCCUCUACGGACACGGUGGCUGUACGAUCGCCGUGAAGACGGACCACCUUUCUGGAGACUUCAAAUUAAAAUACCCGCCCGGAGGAAAGGGGUCCCUGAAAUGGAAGACGGACUCCAUGUCCUUCAGCUCGAGCAGCUCACUCAAGUUAGUGGACGGUUCGGGACAGAAGAUAGCGAGGCUCAAAAAGCACUCGUCGGAGAAGAGGCUCGAGAUCUACGUGCCCUGCGACGAACACUUUUUGAACGUCGUCAUCCUUUCGGGACUGGCUGUGAGGUUGGGCGCAAAGAAGAAUGAUCGAGACGCGUUAGAAGUCGUACAGGCCAUGUCAGGGUCCUGA